ACGACAACUCCCACGCAAAAAAAAGCCAGUCUGUCCGCCCGUCCGGUCUGCAUCCUUCGGAUGUCACCGGGAAUCCGCGAUACGAGCAAAAACAACAACUUUAGUAUUCUUGCACGUUGUCGUCGAAGACUUUUAAAUAACUUCACGCACGAAAACACCCAACCGAUGUCAACGUGAGCUUUGUUGUUGCUUGCAUAUCUUCCGGACAUCCACGCAGAGAACGACAAAAUGUUACGCUUCGGAAUAUGCUUCAUAUGCAAGAAAAUGGAACCGGAAAAGUUUUGAGAAAGUUCGCCGCGAGUUACUUUUAAGGGAUCGUCCACAAAGUUGUGUAAGUCAGCAGAGGCCGCGACUCGCUGCGACAUUCCCUCACUUUUACUGCGCCACUUUAAGUGGAAUGGGACGCCUUGAAACCUCCAUGUUUGGAUCUUGAAACUGCGAGGGGCGCCCGAGCACCAUAUUGAAUCAAAGUUGCCAACUUUGUGACAAAUGUGCUGCAAGUUCGCAGUUUCCAAGCAGCGACACCAGCGGCCGGCUUGUAAGCGCGAAAUGGAGGAGCUGUAGGCGGCGAGUGGCCAACCUCCGCUCGGCAUUCGCUGGUCGUGAAUGCAGCGCACAGUCGGGCGCACAAAAUCUCAAGUUUGACGCGUGAGCACAGUCGGACGUUAUGGACAACCCGUCCUCGGUCAUCACGCAGGUCAGCCGGGAUGAAGACGCAAAUAAAUCCGCGGACAGAGGAGACUCGGGUUCCACGCCCUCCACCAAAAAGCCCCGAAGCGGUGGAUUAUUUUCAAUCUUCUCCUGCUGCCUCUGCCGAGACCAGCCGGAGCCCCCGUCGGUCAACAACAACGCACCCCUGCUAGUCGAGGAGAACGGUACCGUCUCCAAGAUCCAGGUGAAACCGCUGCUGCCGCCUGCCAAGUCCAAAGACGCCGGAAAGGUCUGCGUGGUUAUCGACUUGGAUGAGACGCUCGUUCACAGCUCGUUUAAGCCUGUGAACAAUGCCGAUUUCAUCAUUCCUGUGGAAAUAGAUGGAACUGUACACCAGGUGUAUGUCCUGAAGCGGCCUCAUGUAGAUGAGUUCCUGAAAAGGAUGGGAGAAAUGUUUGAGUGCGUCCUCUUCACUGCCAGUUUAGCCAAGUAUGCCGACCCCGUCUCUGACCUCCUGGACAAGUGGGGAGCCUUCCGCUGCCGCCUCUUUCGGGAGUCUUGCGUCUUCCACAGAGGAAAUUAUGUCAAGGAUCUCAGUCGCCUUGGCCGGGACCUUAACAAGGUCAUCAUCGUGGACAACUCUCCUGCCUCUUACAUCUUCCAUCCUGACAACGCAGUGCCGGUGGCUUCGUGGUUCGACGACAUGUCUGACACUGAGCUGCGGGACCUCAUUCCCUUCUUUGAGAAGCUAAGCAAAGUGGAUAACGUCUAUGCUGUCCUUAAGCACCAAGGAGGGGCCACAAGCUAACGCAAUUUGGACAAAACGCCAUGAAAAUCUCAUGUGCCUAUACACACACACGCACACGCACGCACACACACACACACAUGCACACACACUAGGAGACUGCAGCUUCCACUGCCUACCCGGACUUUUGCGAACCUACCCCAAGUGAGCAUUGUUGAUGCUGCCCCCCCUGGUCACCCAGAAAACUGCUCCACACGAACGUGCCCUUUCCUCACCUCAGGAAGUGGUGAGUGCAUGACAACAGAUGAGCAAACGCUUAAGGACUUCUUUCCUCUUUCUCUGGACUCCUGAGAUGUCACUUUUUACCGAACAUUAGCCGGCUUCCCCGAAGGUGACUUUUUUAUUUUUAAACUUUGCAUUCUUUUAGCCCACUGCCACAAAGACAGACAAACCAUCCACGGCCCUCGGAGGCAUCCGCUACGUGGGUGUAGAUUUCCACAUCACGUCACCCAGGUCGCAGUUGCUGUAAAUUGACUUAUGUUUGACAGGCUCGCUUUCAUCUUUUCAAAAGUGAAACUUGAACUCUUCGGUGCAGCAUUGGAAGUGCAGAACGUGACCUUGUGGCUUGUUUUGUUUUUUUGAAUUCCAAAACGGUACACAUAGGCUGGAAACAAUCUCACGCAGGGGGUAAAAAGCUUGUUAUCGUCUAUUUUUAAAGCAACGAAAAAUGUCUUGGUCUGUCUGAUGUUGUCGAGAUCCGUCAGCGCAGCUACAAAUAUAUCGCCGUUGUCUCAUUGGUCAGCGGGAAUCCCAAGUACUUUGUUUCAGGGUGGUGGUGAAAGAGACCAACCAGGUGCCACUUGAGAUGUCAGGUGAGCUUAUAGUUGCUUUGUAGCAUCCGACACGCCCCUUGGACUGUUUUUAUCCCCCAAGCCCGUUUUUUUUUUUUUUUUUUGGCAAAAGACAAAAUCACACAGAUGCAAAUGAAUGACUGCAAAUUGCAGAGAUGACAAUUAAACCUAUCAUUAAGCUUUGACAGUAUUUCCGUGUGCUUUUGAAGAUCCUGUCAAUCACACUACGUUUUUUUUUUUUUCUUUUCAACAAAACAAAAUUCUAAUUCCUUUUGUUGAGGGGGUCCUCUGAUGCAUUUCCUUAUCCCAUUUUUUUUUGGCUGUGGCCAAUUCGACUUAACCUUUUCAGUGGUUUUGAACAUGAAGCCAAAUUUGGCUAAGAAACACCAGCAAGUUACUAAAACGAAUCGUACUGUUGUAACAUAACAGUAAAAUGUUGAUUUGGUGUUUUUUUUUGUUUUUUUUUAAUUUAUAGGGCUUUGCCGUUCAAACUUAAAGUGUCACUACAGGGCCGCAACGUUCAGUAGAUAUGUUUUGCACAGCAAGGAAGCAAACAAAUGUCCUUAAUAUAUGGAACAUCCAUGUGACUGUACUCAUGAUUUAAUAGAUUUAAUCUAAUUUUUGACCUGUUUUAUCAUGCCAUGUUAUACAUAAAACUCUAUGUAACAUUGCCUUAAGUUGUUCCCAUAAACGCUAAAUGAACAAUG
Molecule: messenger RNA, 2954 nt
Organism: Syngnathus acus (greater pipefish)
Lineage: Eukaryota; Metazoa; Chordata; Actinopteri; Syngnathiformes; Syngnathidae
Product: carboxy-terminal domain RNA polymerase II polypeptide A small phosphatase 1-like
Exons: 7
Coding region: 668-1459 (263 amino acids)
Molecular function (GO): RNA polymerase II CTD heptapeptide repeat phosphatase activity
Source: RefSeq, a predicted model, not a curated record